AUGGCGCAUUGUCUGACCUCCUUCCUUGCAGCCGCCGUGGUCAUGUGUGGUCUUGGCUGGACUCAUGUCUCGGCAUAUGAAUCCCAUGACUAUAACGUUCCGGUGUAUAAGGAGACUCAGUUGGAUCAAGCAAGACGCCUGUUGAAGAAAGCUGAAGAACAGAAGUACAAGGCGCAUGCUGCGCUUCAAGCGGCAUUACAAAGCAGCGAGUCUUUACGAUCAGCCGUCGAACUGAAAAAAGGCGAAGUUGAAAAGCUGCACGAGCUUAUAUACGCUCUUGAAAAGCAGAAGGAAAAAGCAUAUGCCAGAAAGGAGUAUGCAUAUAAAGCCGCAGAAGAGGCAUCAGAACUGGAAGAGUCGACCGCAAAAUAUGUGGAGAAUUUACAGGAGCAAGCUGAGGUGGCAAGGAAGUUGGCGGCAGCUAAGGCUUAUGAGGCAGACCAAGCAUGGGCAGCAGCGAACACCGCCCAACAGUCCGCCGAUUACCCCGAUGCCCCAUAUAUUCUGAACCUAGUGGAAGAGGCCCGGCUUGCAGAGAAAGCUGCACUGGACGCCAAACACGCAGCAGAUUACGCGGACGAAGAGUUGGCCAAGGCUGAAAGUGAAAAAACGAUGGCUUGGAUCAGAGCCUCGUCAGCGUUUGAAGAGCGCAGCGUGGCGGAAGCGGUGUAUGACGCCAAGUGCGAAGCUUUGGCCAAUGCUAAAGCUGCUUUCGAUAAGGCCCGUAGUGAACUUGUUGUCGCAGAAAAAAAUUUAGCCCCUGUUGAAGCGAAGAUCAAAGAGUUGAAGAGCGUUUUCGAAGAGAAGGCUGCUCGUGUGAAAAAACUUCAAGAGAUUGUCAAGAAGUUGGAAGCCUUCACUGGAAAGUAUUACACACCGCACAAUUCUGGGUAUCCAGAUAAUGGGGAUGGCAAAGAGACUGGUGGCGGAAACAGAAGGCAGAUAGGGAAUAGAGACGAGAAUGGUGACGGCAAAAGAAGGCGUAAAGGGAGUAGCGAAGAGAGUGGCGAAGGCAACAGAAGGCGUAAAGGGAGUAGCGAAGAGAGUGGUGAAGGCAAUAGAAGGCGUAAAGGGAGCAGCGAAGAGAGUGGUGAAGGCAACAGAAGGCGUAAAGGGAGUAGCGAAGAGAGUGGUGAAGGCAACAGAAGGCGUAAAGGGAGUAGCGAAGAGAGUGGUGAAGGCAACAGAAGGCGUAAAGGGAGUAGCGAAGAGAGUGGUGAAGGCAACAGAAGGCGUAAAGGGAGUAGCGAAGAGAGUGGUGAAGGCAACAGAAGGCGUAAAGGGAGUAGCGAAGAGAGUGGUGAAGGCAACAGAAGGCGUAAAGGGAGUAGCGAAGAGAGUGGUGAAGGCAACAGAAGGCGUAAAGGGAGCGGCGAAGAGAAUGGUGGCAGACAAGGAAAAACUGGUAACAAAAAACCUAAUGGCAAAAUUGUAAAAACCUACUACACGCCAUACGCUUAUGAACAUGACAGAUAUCAGCCUGUCAGAUAUCAGCAAAAGGCGUCUCGGCAAUGGGUGCCCUCCCAGAGGAAAGUUAAUAACAGGGGAAGCAGAAAGAGUGAAUCAAACAGACUAAGGUACGAGGCCGCUAAGGACGUAGCCAACUUUUUCCAGACUCAAGCUGGCGCCAUACAGGCAUACAUACAGCAAGCCGUUCAGAUGAAACGGAAUGCCAAGCGAGUUCUGACUCAAUGCUAUGCCGAGAUCGAGUCGGCAAAGAGUUUAAAGGCGGCCCGUAUUUCCGAGGCGGCUCGAAUGGCCAAAGAGCUUCAGCGUUUAGAGGGCGAGAAGGCGGCGGCCGAAGCUGCUCAUCAACAGGCGCUUCAUGAGUUCAACCAGGCCAAACCUCCACACGUGGCCUCCGCCGCUGACGCGGCCCGAGCCAGACAGCAGGCGGAAGCUGCCCUCAAGCGCGCCAACGAAUUGUCGCGAGAGGCUGCGGCACUGUGGGCCGAGGCCAAUGCUGCUCAGCAAUCCACCAAGUGGGUACCGGCUACGAACGUAAAGCCAAACUCACCGGGCAACCACCAUGGCAAUCAGCAAACAGCCAUUUCGUAUGGCUCUCAGGCCACCGCACAGGGUACUGGAAACGUCCGCGUCCAAGCAAAGGUUGCUCCCGACGCUUCCAAGCUCACGGAACGCGCGAAGGCGGCAGAAUACGCGGCGGCCGUGGCGCAAUCCGAGGCUGAACACAUGAACGAAUUGGCUAGGGCGGCGGAAAAGGCUGCCCGUUCCACCUGGGACGCCAUCACGCCGAACGCGCAUUCGUACCACGAAGCGGAUGCCCGUUACAAUGCGAUUGCCUUAGAGUACUCUCACAAGAAAGCCAGCUAUGACGCAGCCGUGUUAUCCGUAAACGACGCCACGAAUUUGAUAUUUACCAAACAAGCUGACAUAAAAGACGCCAAAGCCCGUAUCAAGAAGGCAGAGGCCAAGAUUGACGAGUACCAGACACAGCUCAACAACAUUUUGGUGGUCGCCAACUACGCCGCCGGGGUGGCACAGUACAUCAAAGAAGAGACGUACGCUAGCACCACGGCACUGACGGCACAAACGGCGGCCAGCACAGUGGCCAGCACAGUGGCCAGCACAACCACCGCGCCUCAGGUGACCACCAGUGGGACAGCCCCCGGAGGAGCUGCUCCUCUAAACACCAAUGACUUUCUUCAGGAAAUGCUACUUAUGCAAGCUAGACAAGCAAAUCGUGGCCGGCAAUCCGUUCCAGGCAUCGGGACAGGCAGAACGAGGAACAUUGCUCAAAGGAAAUACGCUCAGCGUGUUGUACAAGACAUUCUGGGGAAAAAAAUCGACGAAGCUCUGCGGAUCGCCAACGAGGCCGACGCCAAGUUGCAAGCUGCUCGCCAAGCUGUCGCUGCUGCCAAACACUCUGCGCAUGCGUCUCACCAGGACGUGGAAUCAAAGUACUCUGUGGUCGCCCAUUUACGAAAAGAAGUACAACGUCUAACCAAAGAGAAGGAAGCAGCUGAGUACGCAAAACACGCCUCCAAGAAAGCAGCCGAUUAUGCCGAGCACCAAGAGAAAGCAGCUGCAGAAGAACUUGAGAAAGCCAAACAACAAGUUGACACUAUGCGUAUUCUGGUUGCAUCACUCAUCCCAGCUGGCUUACCACAGACAGAGAUCGUUAUUGUGAAUUCAAACGCUCACAGGCUCGAACAGGAGGCGGCCUACGCCGAGAACCUGGCACGGCAGGCCAAACAGGAAGCUCAUCACUACGAGCAGAUGAUGGCCAAGGCUCAUAGCCACUCCACAAAGGUAUGGAUUGACAGCUCCAAAGUGUUCGAGGAGCACCGUGUUAAGGUGGCAGUGUACGAGUCAAAGUGCGAGGCUCUCGCCAACACUAAGGCCGCUUACGCCAAAGCUAACAUGGAACUGCUGGCCGCCAAGGCUCACUGGACCCCUAAAAACGACGCCCUGCACAAGGCUGAGGCGUAUCUGGAGUCCGCCCUGGAGAAAGCUGGGGAGUACUGGGCCGUGUACAAAGCCUUGGUUCAGUUGACCGAGUGCCCGACACGCAUACCGGCUGUCAUUAGAUUGCCAGCACCCGCACCCGCACCCCGACCGAUACCGGCACCGCCACAAAGGGGUGGCGGGUCUUCUUCUGAGGAGAAUAACGGUCGCCGACAGGUAGCCAGAGGUGCUACAAACGGCGGCGGAUCAUCGUCAUCGGAGGAAACUAACAGAGCAGGCGUAGGACGCCAUGCGGCGAGAGCGGCAAACGGCGGCGGAUCAUCGUCAUCGGAGGAAAAUAACGGGGCGGCUGUAGUGCGUCAGGCGGCCAGGGGAGCAACUCGUAGGGGAUCGUCCGAGGAGCGCAGUGCCAGACCAAUACAGACAGUCCAGAGGCCUCCUAUCAUCCGGCCUCAGCAUCAAGACCGCCGUUACCCCUAUCAGCAGCCCGCCUGGUCCGCCGGGCGGAAGUGGUCCGCCCAGCGAGCUUACCCUAAAUAUCCCCAGGUGGGCAUGACUAGCGGCAGGCAGCAGUCAAACCGAGUGGAAAGAGUUAACCGAGAUUCCAGCGAGGGAGACUGA
This is a messenger RNA of Liolophura sinensis, 4050 nucleotides long. Its product is annotated as plectin-like. Lineage: Eukaryota; Metazoa; Mollusca; Polyplacophora; Chitonida; Chitonidae. The record is from RefSeq and is a predicted model, not a curated record. The coding region runs from base 1 to 4050 and encodes 1349 amino acids. The transcript has 9 exons.